Molecule: messenger RNA, 24528 nt
Organism: Bactrocera dorsalis (oriental fruit fly)
Lineage: Eukaryota; Metazoa; Arthropoda; Insecta; Diptera; Tephritidae
Gene: CaMKII
Product: calcium/calmodulin-dependent protein kinase type II alpha chain
Exons: 17
Coding region: 1150-2742 (530 amino acids)
Biological process (GO): protein phosphorylation
Cellular component (GO): neuron projection; cytoplasm
Molecular function (GO): calcium/calmodulin-dependent protein kinase activity; ATP binding; calmodulin binding
Source: RefSeq, a predicted model, not a curated record
AUUAAGUGCUCUCUUGGCCCAUACGUUUUAGCACGUUUUAAACGAAAUCAACAUUUUAGGCUUCGGAGUUUUGUGAGUCGGCUAAAAGGCGAAGAAUAGUAAUUGGUAACCAACCGACACAGGAGUAUAUCAAAUCGAACAUUUUAGUGUUUGAUUCGCUGGCUCUCCUAACGGAAGAACAAUCAACAAGCGUAACUAAGUAGAGUACGAGAACUCCUACAAACCAUCGACGUGGUCGCUCUUAAUACGCACUUAUACCGUAUUGAAAAAUCUAAUUCAGUGAUUUAAGAUAAUUUAUUCUAAAGAAGGUGAAAAUUCUUAUCUGGACAAAAUUUUAUUAACUUAUUUAAAACAAGUGGCAAAUAUAAAAGUUUGUAAAAUUAAUAUUACAAUUGUUAACUAAAUAAACGUAAGAAACAGUUAUUAAUCCAGAAAAGUUAUUAAGCAUAUAUAAGUAUCUCCUUACAUUGCCUUAUAUCUUAAAUACAUUUACAUAGGUUCCAACUUACCAAUCAAAUAUGUGAUUAUUCGGAUUUUCAAAUUACUGCAGCUUUCACAAACUAUAUUAAAUAUUAAGUGCGAUGAAGUUUGAGUGAAAACUGCUCCAAAUAUUGACCGAAUUUGAGAAGUAAUGGAACUUUUAAAAUAAAUAAGAAAUUAUUGACGUUUCGAGUCUAUAAAGAAAGUAUCAGAGUGGAAGCGAAAAACGAAAGCGAAAGAAGGAGUCUGAAGAACAAAAUAAAAAGUUACCUAAAAUAAGUCAGUACUUUAAUAAUCAAGAUAGUAUACAAGAAGAAGUGGCAAUAUCACAGGGCCCGAUAACAGUGAAUAUUUAGAUUCAGAGCAACCACAACCAGAAGUCCGUGGUGCUCCACAACAUUCACCUGUACAAGUUAACUCCAAAGCAUUUUCAGGAUAAGCUGAUCCAUAUAAGAGAUAGAUAAUCUAUGCUCACAACUCUAAGGUUUUAGCUUUGAAAUAUAUAUAGGAGGUGGCAAAUAAUUCGGUCAACCGACGUACUUUUUGGGAUCUCCAGCAGUUACUGUUAUUUGUAUUGACUAAAUAUAGGAAACUAAAGAAAGAUAAUUCCAGACGUAAAAUUAAGCUGCGUUUACUGCCGAAAUAGAUUUUCUUAAGUGUGCCAUCGCGAUGGCUGCUCCAGCAGCCUGUACGCGUUUUUCCGAUAAUUAUGAAAUUAAGGAGGAACUUGGAAAGGGCGCCUUCUCUGUCGUCAAACGUUGUGUUCAAAAAUCAACACAAUUCGAGUUCGCAGCGAAAAUAAUCAACACAAAGAAGCUCACCGCAAGAGAUUUCCAAAAAUUAGAGCGAGAGGCUAGAAUUUGCAGAAAACUACAUCAUCCUAAUAUCGUCAGACUGCACGAUAGCAUACAAGAAGAAAACUAUCAUUAUUUGGUGUUUGAUCUUGUUACUGGUGGUGAGCUGUUUGAAGAUAUUGUUGCGCGUGAAUUUUAUUCAGAGGCUGAUGCAUCGCAUUGCAUUCAACAAAUUUUGGAAUCAGUUAAUCAUUGCCAUCAGAAUGGUGUGGUGCAUCGUGAUCUGAAACCAGAAAAUUUACUAUUAGCUAGUAAAGCUAAGGGUGCAGCUGUUAAACUCGCCGACUUUGGCUUAGCCAUAGAAGUUCAGGGUGACCAUCAGGCAUGGUUCGGUUUUGCUGGCACUCCUGGCUACUUAUCGCCGGAGGUGCUGAAAAAGGAGCCAUAUGGCAAAUCGGUAGAUAUAUGGGCAUGUGGAGUUAUUUUAUAUAUUUUACUAGUCGGUUAUCCACCUUUUUGGGAUGAGGAUCAACAUCGUCUUUAUUCUCAAAUAAAAGCUGGUGCAUAUGAUUAUCCAUCGCCUGAAUGGGAUACCGUAACACCUGAAGCAAAAAACUUGAUAAAUCAAAUGCUAACAGUUAAUCCAAAUAAGAGAAUUACUGCGGCUGAAGCGCUGAAGCAUCCAUGGAUUUGCCAAAGAGAGCGUGUGGCUUCGGUGGUUCAUCGCCAAGAAACUGUGGAUUGUCUCAAAAAAUUCAAUGCUCGGCGUAAACUUAAGGGUGCUAUUCUUACUACAAUGUUAGCAACCAGAAAUUUUUCAAGUAGGAGUAUGAUUACCAAGAAAGGUGAGGGAUCUCAAGUUAAGGAAUCAACAGAUUCCUCAAGUACAACACUAGAGGAUGACGACGUUAAGGAAGAUAAAAAGGGAAUUGUUGAUCGCAGCACAACAGUCAUAUCAAAAGAGCCCGAAGAAAUAAGGAUUGUUUGUCCAGCGAAAUCUUCUCAACAAAUGUCAUCCAAUUCUCAAUGCACAGCAGCAAGACGUCAGGAAAUAAUUAAAAUAACUGAACAACUGAUUGAGGCCAUAAAUAGCGGUGACUUCGAUGGAUACACCAAAAUUUGUGAUCCUCACUUAACUGCAUUUGAGCCUGAAGCUUUAGGCAACCUUGUCGAAGGAAUUGAUUUCCAUAAGUUUUACUUUGAAAACGUACUGGGCAAAAAUUGCAAAGCUAUUAAUACUACUAUUCUGAAUCCUCAUGUCCACUUGCUGGGAGAAGAUGCAGCAUGCAUUGCCUAUGUCCGUCUAACACAAUAUAUAGACAAGCAAGGGCAUGCACACACGCACCAGUCAGAGGAAACACGUGUAUGGCAUAAACGAGAUAAUAAGUGGCAGAAUGUACAUUUUCAUCGUAGCGCGUCCGGAAAAAUUAGCGGUGCAACAACUUUUGAUUUUAUUCAACAAAAGUAGAACAAUGAACGUAUAGCGAAGCUAGUAAGCGCACCACAAAAACUUUUUGAGGCAGAUUAUAUAAAUUAAUUGUGGCGCUUGUUCAAAAAUACCAAACAACUACAAUGUUCUUAAACAAUUUAACUAUAACAACAAUUUUAAUAGUACGAGCCAUAAUGGGAGAAAUUUAAACUAAUAUUGAAUUCAUGAAGCAGUUUGUAUACUUUUUAUUGGAAGAAAUCCAGUAACACUAAUAAUAAAAUCAAAGGUUUUGUAGCAUUGAAAUCCAUUCAUAAUUAAAACAGAUUAUUGUUGUCCAACUGUUUUCAACAUUUUUGGUCUUUGAAUAAAGAGAAUAGUUUAAAUAUAAUAAAUAUACAUAAGAGAAGAUGCCAUAUUAAAGUGCCACACAGUGAAGGCAAAAUUAAAGGAUAUUAUAAUAAAUAUAUAUAAAUGAAAAUGUAAAUUAUGCAAAAUGCAGGUGCUACGAAAGGAUGUUAAUUGUCUUCAUCUUAGAAAUUUUGCAAAAAAUAGCACAUGAAAAAAGAGAAGAAUUGGAAUUAUUAUAAAUAGUUAUGAAUUAAAAAAGUGAAAUAGAUAAUGCAAGAAAUAAUAAAUUUAUUAAAAACAAAGUGCGCAUAAUGCACGUUGUGCGCAAAUUAUUAUAUACUUUUUUAAACUGUUUGUUAUUUAAAAAAAGCGAAACUAUAACAAUGAGUUUUAUCAAGAUUUUAUGCAACAGCUCUUUAAGUAUUUAACGAUAAUCUCUUAUAUACAUAUGCAUCUAAUAUACUUGCGACUCUAUUAUUUCUGAUUUUAGGUUACGUUUGUACAUUGAAUUUGUCUACUACAUGAAAUUCUACCAGAGUUUAAUUUUCUAAUAAAGAAAUUAAUUGAAAAUUUAACAUUAUUACUGUGUGUGAAAACAUACAAAAAAGGGGAUAAAGAGAGUCACUAAAGAUAAUUAGGUUAAAGAGUUUUGAAUACUAAAUUCUUAAACAGCACAACUAAUUAAUUAAAUCUCACAAAGCAAUCUUAAUUGCUAAAAAAAUAAUUCUACAAUUCGUCACAAUAUUUCUCCCCGAAUGGAAAUAAAAUAAUGCUUAGCCAAAAGGUGGAAAGGUGCAAAGCAAGUAUACUAAUAGCAUUGACAGACGGAAGCGUUAAUCCGGAUUAGCUGUAUUCAUCCGGAUUAAUUUAACGCCUAUUUAAUCCUCAAAAUUAUAAAAACUGGUCAAUUUUAAUCUAUUGUAAAUGAAAAACAAGCCACACUGAUUUUCAAAUUUUCAAUAAUAAAACGAGAAGUUUUAUGUUAUAGUGUUAUUUUAUGAUGUAGUUUUCAAAAUAACAUGUUUGAUAUGUUUAUGUAAUAAAAAUGGUUUUGGCCAUUGGGCGGUUAACAACGGCAAUGUUUAUCUUCUAUCCAUUUUCAUUGAAAAUAUUACAAAAAUUACUAUCAGCUGUUUACGAGAGUUUAAAACUUUCAUAGCUGCUGUCUGUCAUCUCCAAAUUUGGAUAUGAUUAAUUGCGCAGUUCCAGCAAAAUAUUUAAUUAUCUAUUAAAAAAGCGUUUGUGUUGUGAAGUUUAAAAUUGUGUUGUAAACGAAAAGUAUAUCACUCGAAAUAAUUGAAAUUACAUGUGAAAGUAUCAAUAGUGUUUACCAGUUGAAGAUAGUCUGUAGAAACUCACAUUUCACCACAUAUGCACACGAUAACAUAAAAAGUUAUGUGUAUUUUAAAGAAAGUCAAUAAUUGUUGAGAUUGCAUUAUUUCUUCGAAUAAAACAAAGUAAUAUACAGCACAUCCCUUGGGUGGGGUUUUUUUCUUACAAAACUGAUUACUGAUUAAAUUUCAAUUUAAAUAAAUAUUUCAGAACAUUGUGUGAAAAAAACUAGCACACGAUUUAUGGAACUUAAAUUUUUUUUUCUAGUUAUAUACUAUACGAAUAUUUAAAUGAUAUUAGUAAUAGGUAUGUCCUACGUUUUCUUGGCUAACCUUAUAGUUUUGAAACUUUUUUCAAUAUUUUCAUUGUAAUAAAUACGUUCCAGUGGAUUUCAAUGCUAAUUAUAAUCUUUACUUUAACUAAAUCGAGUCUUUAGGUCUGGCUGCUUUAAAAACUUCUGCCUUUAUUUACCAUUUAAUGGCAACCUUUUCUUGUCUUACCUCUCUAGUAAAUCGUUACAAUUAUGUGAUUGCCACCAUCAAUAAAUAAUAUGUGUAGUUAGAGACAUGAAAAAAUUACAACUUAAUUUUUUUUAACAAUAAAUAAUAUAAUUUUAAUAAGUAAAAUCAAAGCAUUAUUAAAUAAAGUUUUGACUUGACUUGACAGUAUUUUCAAAGAUAUAUUCUUCUUCUUCUUAAUUGGCGUAGACACCGCUUACGCGAUUAUAGCCGAGUUAACAACCGCACGCCAGUCGUUUCUUCUUUUCGCAACGUGGCGCCAAUUGGAUAUUCCAAGCGAAGCCAGGUCCUUCUCCACUUGGUCCUUCCAACGGAGUGGAGGUCUUCACCUUCCACUGCUUCCCGCGGCGAGUACUGCGUCGAAUACUUUCAGAGCUGGAGUGUUUUCGUCCAUCCGGACAACAUGACCUAGCCAGCGUAGCCGCUGUCUUUUAAUUCGCUGAACUAUGUCAAUGUCGUCGUAUAUCUCGUACAGCUCAUCGUUCCAUCGAAUGCGACAUUCGCCGUGGCCAACGCGCAAAGGACCAUAAAUCUUUCGCAGAACUUUUCUCUCGAAAACUCGCAACGUCGACUCAUCCGUUGUUGACAUCGUCCAAGCCUCUGCACCAUAUAGUAGGACGGGAAUUAUGAGCGACUUAUAGAGUUUGGUUUUUGUUCGUCGAGAGAGGACUUUACUAUUCAAUUGCCUACUCAGUCCGAAAUAGCACCUGUUGGCAAGAGUAAUCCUGCGUUGGAUUUCCAGGCUGACAUUGUUGGUGGUGUUAAUACUGGUUCCUAAAUAGACGAAAUUAUCUACAACUUCAAAGUUAUGACUGUCAACAGUGACGUGGGAGCCAAGUCGCGAGUGCGACGACUGUUUGUUUGAUGACAGGAGAUAUUUCGUCUUGCCCUCGUUCACUGCCAGACCCAUUUCUUUUGCUUCCUUGUCCAGUCUGGAGAAAGCAGAACUAACGGCGCGGGUGUUGAGGCCGAUGAUAUCAAUAUCAUCGGCAUACGCCAGCAGUUGUACACUCUUAUAGAAGAUGGUACCUUCUCUGUUGAGUUCUGCAGCUCGAACUAUUUUCUCCAGAAGCAGGUUGAAAAAGUCGCACGAUAGGGAAUCGCCUUGUCUGAAACCUCGUUUGGUAUCGAACGGCUCGGAGAGGUCCUUCCCGAUUCUGUCGGAGCUUUUCGUGUAGCUCAACGUCAGCUUACACAGCCGUAUUAGCUUUGCGGGGAUACCAAAUUCAGACAUCGCGGCAUACAGGCAGCUCCUUUUCGUGCUGUCGAAAGCAGCUUUGAAAUCGACGAAUAGGUGGUGAGUGUCGAUUCUCCUUUCACGGGUCUUUUCCAAAAUUUGGCGCAUGGUGAAUAUCUGGUCGGUUGUUGAUUUACCAGGUCUGAAGCCACACUGAUAAGGUCCAAUCAGUUUAUUGACGGUGGGCUUUAAUCUUUCACACAAUACGCUCGAUAGAACCUUGUACGCGAUGUUGAGGAGGCUAAUCCCACGGUAGUUGGCGCAGAUUGUGGGGUCUCCUUUUUUAUGGAUUGGGCAGAGCACACUUAAAUUCCAAUCGUUGGGCAUACUUUCGUCCGACCAUAUUUUGCAAAGAAGCUGAUGCAUGCACCUUAUCAGCUCUUCGCCACCGUGUUUGAAUAGCUCGGCCGGCAAUCCAUCGGCCCCUGCCGCUUUGUUGUUUUUCAGGCGGGCAAUUGCUAUUCGAACUUCUUCUUGGUCGGCCAAUGGAACGUCUGCUCCAUCGUCAUCGAUUGGGGUAUCGGGUUCGCCUUCUCCUGGUGUUGUGCGUUCACUGCCAUUCAGCAGGCUGGAGAAGUAUUCCCUCCAUAAUUUAAGUAUGCUCUGGGCAUCGGUGGCUAGAUCACCUUGGGGGGUUCUACAGGAGUAUGCUCCGGUCUUGAAACCUUCUGUAAGCCGCCGCAUCUUUUCGUAGAAUUUUCGAGCAUUACCCCUGUCGGCCAGCUUAUCCAGCUGUUCGUACUCACGCAUUUCGGCCUCUUUCUUCUUCUGUCUGCAAAUGCGUCUCGCUUCACUCUUCAACUCUCGGUAUCUAUCCCAUCCCGCACGUGUUGUGGUCGAUAGUAACGUUGCGAGGUAGGCAGCCUGUUUUCUCUCCGCUGCGACACGGCACUCGUCGUCGUACCAGCUGUUCUGUUGCACUUUCCGAAAACCAAUGGUUUCGGUUGCAGCUGUACGUAAGGAGUUUGAAAUGUCGUCCCACAGUUCCCUUAUACCGAGUUGUUGACGAGUGCUCUUUGAGAGCAGGAGUGCAAGCCGAGUAGAGAAUCGUUCGGCUAUAUGUUGUGAUUGCAGCUUCUCGACGUCGAACCUUCCUUGUGUUUGUUGGCGUGCGUUUUUUGCUGCACAGAGGCGGGUGCGAAUCUUAGCUGCAACAAGAUAGUGGUCCGAGUCGAUGUUAGGACCUCGGAGCGCACGCACAUCUAAAACACUGGAGACGUGUCUUCCGUCUAUCACAACAUGUUCGAUCUGGUUGGUAGUUUUUCGAUCCGGAGACAGCCAGGUAGCUUGAUGUAUAAUCUUAUGCUGGAAUCUAGUACUACAGAUAACCAUAUUUCGGGCCCCGGCGAAGUCGAUCAGCCUCAACCCAUUUGGGGAAGUUUCCUAGUGGAGGCUGAAUUUACCGACCGUAGUACCAAAGAUACCUUUUUGGCCACCCUGGCGUUGAAGUCGCCAAGCACGAUUUUUACAUCGUGACGGGGCAUCUCGCAUAUGUGCGCUCCAAGCGCUCAUAAAAGGCAUCUUUGGUCACAUCGUUCUUCUCUUCCGUCGGGGCGUGGGCGCAAAUAAGCGAUAUGUUGAAGAACCUCGCUUGGAUGCGGAUUGUGGCUAGACGUUCAUUCACCGCAGUGAAUGAUAGUACUCGGCGACGGAGUCUCUCUCCCACCACGAAUCCCACACCAAACCUGCGCUCCUUUAUAUGGCCACUGUAGUAAAUGUCACAAGGACCUACUCGUCUCUGUCCUUGUCCCGUCCAUCGCAUUUCUGGGACGGCGGUGAUGUCAGCCUUUGUUUUCACGAGGACAUCAACCAGCUGGGCAGUGGCACCUUCCCAGUUAAGGGACCGGACAUUCCAGGUGCAUGCCCUCAAUUCGUAGUCCUUAUUUCGUUUGCCAUGGUCGUCAUCAAAAGGGGGGUUUCUCAUCCGAGGCUGGUUAUUACUAUUCACUGGGGGGGUUUUUUUACGUGGCGGGUCCCAAACCCAGCGCACAACCCUAUGCAGGGGAUGUUUCGCCUUCUCAUGUUAGCUCGCCUUCAAACGGAUGUUCUUAGGCUACCCAGAGGAUACUUGGUCAAAGACCGGAAGUCGUGAGCUGCUUGAGUCACAUGUAAAAGAAUCGUUUCUGGCCACUCCCAAGUGAAUGGCAAUCAGAGAACUUUCCUCACUUGCGUGAACUUCUACACAUGACUCCAUCCUCCAUCCUCCAGAUAUAUAAAAAUGAAAAAUUUUAAAAGUUAUGGCUGUUUGUGUUGAUCCAUUUCGAACUGAAGCUCCAUGCGGUGACUAUGACUAACCCUUGAAGAAGCAUCUUAAAUCAAUAGCACAAAAAAAUAACCUGUUAAAAAACAUAGUUUUAAGAAAUAUACAUUUGAAGUUUUACGCUCAGUUCCAUAGCGCCCAAGGGCCCUUUCCUAAUUAUGGAAUAACUAGCAAUCUAUUUGUCGGACUUACUUAAAAUUUUAACAAAAUAUUUUUUAGAAUAUUUGUACUGAAGAUCGACUUUUUGAAAAUUCUUGGCUAUUCUUAAUAUCUCUAACCCCAUGAAGCAACCAUACCUAGGCCAUACAGCAUUAUAAAUCCUAUUGAAACUUCUAUUACUAGCAAAACUAUAUUUAACUGUCUAAAUGGGAUUAUUCGCGCCUUCAUGAAAAAUCAGCCAUUUCCUAACCUGACAUAACUUGUAGCCAUAUUUAGUGGUUUAGCAUUGCUAAUGCGUGCAGCAAAGGAUCUUAAAUUUUACUGCGUUUAAAUUACAAAUGAUGGAGCAAAAAUAGAAUUUGUGUCUACAUUUAUGAUAAAACCAAAACUAACUUUGCUAUUAUCAGUCUCGUUUAGAUGUUUUGCUAAUGAAUAUGUGUACAGGGGUGCAGCAAUGAGUACAUGUUUCUUCCUCGUAUAUACGAGUAUGUGAUAAUUUAAACAAAGCUAAUUAAAGUGUUGUUUCAUUUGAAAUCAUGUUCAAUUCUCACAAAACUGUAUAAUAAUACUUUCUCUUCACGAUUAACCACAAAUUUUCUAUCAGAUUAAGAUCCAUAAAUAUAUGUUGGCCACUACAACAAAUAAAUACUGUGUGCGAUUUUGGUAUGUGCUUGAAAUCGCCAUCCUUCUGUGUAUUCCAUUUUAAUAUACUAAAAAGGUUAUAUUAAGUUUGUCACGAAAUUUAUAACAUCCAGAAUGAAACUUUGGAGACUCUAUAAAAAAUAUGUAUAUACUAUAUAAAUGGUGAGCGUUAUAAAUUGAGCUGAUGUAGCGUAUAGCGGUCAUAAAAACUGAACGAUGCAGUUGUAUGAACAACUUUUUAUAAUAUAUUUCACUAAAUACUUCAUGAAAGUAGGUAUGGAUUAUUAAAACAUUUUAGCACUUUGAGCCAUAUGCUUGAAAAUUUCGCAAAAUCAGCGAUUUUGAAAAUUUGCAGUUCAUUAGGUAAGGGACCAGACACAUACCUCGUGAUACAAAUAUUUUGUCAAAUUUCACUUUUUUGUUAAAGCUAUUGAAGGUUGAUAUUUAGAGCAUGAUAAAAUUGGAAAACUAUUUUCUCAUAAACUACUAGAGAUAAAACGAUAAAAUUUUGUGAAGUCAAAGAAAAAUGUUCGUGCUGUAUUAUAUUUAUUUUUCCACGACCAUUUGUUUAAAUAAUAAUAAUUUAUAUAAUUUUUUGUUAAACAAUUCAAAUUUUUAAUGUGUUCUUCACGCUAAAAAAAUUAAAAGUAUGUGGCACAACGCGGGAAAUGUUUACUUUUAAUAAUCUGCAAAAUUUUUGUUCAUUCAAAACUUCCGACAUUGGUGCCGCAAGAAAAGCAUGAAAUCUAAUAGGAAAUUAUAAUCAAUAGCUCCAUCAGAUUACUUGUUAAAUAAAUUAUUGUCUAUUAUUAUGUAGAUAUAGACGAAUGUGUGAACAUACUGAAAAAGAAUAAUGUAUAAUUAAAUCUUUUUGUAUUUUUAUUUAUAUGAAAAAAUUUGCAAUUGCAAUUAAAACACACGACAAUUCCAUUAUUUCCAUCGAUUCAAUGAUCAACAAGAUGAUUCCAAGUAAAACUUUUUCAAAUAAUAUCAAGUGGGGAAAAUAUUAUAUGUUAUGAAAAAUGGGCAUCAUAGUUAUUAUUGUAGUCAGAGUCAAAAUAUACUUAGAAGAUAACUAAAAUAAAAAUAUGUACUCAGAUGUUUUUUUGUCACAGUCAGUCUAAUAGGUAUAUGACAAAGCAUUCGACAUUGGAAGUACUAGUUAGGUUUUAUGUAAAACAAAACAGACCACAAAAAGUUAAAAUGAAGCUACUCUUACAAUUUAUCAGCCUUUAGGAAUCAAUGAAUAUUAAAUUAAGGCGCACAACCAGAAAUCUAUGUUAUUAUCACCAAUCGCAUUUUACAACUUCGAACAAAGACGGAAUACCAAAUGUUAAAAUAUUAAAAACUUUCCAUUAUUAGGCAAAUUUCAAUAGUAAAGGUUGAAAUUUGUAUAAAUAGAUAACACGACUCUAAAAAAAUUGUUCGUUCUUUGUCCUAAAGUUUAUUUUAUGAUUUUCUGAUUAAUUAUAAACAAAAACGAUAAGAAAAUACCUUUUUUCCAUAUAAAGUUUGCUUUUUAAAAGGUAUAGUAAUAAUACUAUACAUAUAAUAUAUUAUACAUAAUUAUACUAUCGUUAAAGCAGUUUCCUAAAUAAAAAAGCAAACUUUUUCAUGGUCAAAUUUUGUGUUGACCCGUGUAAUUGUUUCCAUGCAAGCACCUGGUUCCGAUUGUUCAGCUUGUAUGGCAGCCAUAUGCUAUAAGGCGAAAAAAACUGGUGAAAAAUUUAAGAUCUAUAUCUGAAAAACAGAGGGACUAAGUCGUACAUAUAUAUACAGACAGACAUUCGGACAUGGCUAAAUCGACUCAGCUCAUCAUGCUGAUCAUUUAUAUAUAUGUAUUUUAUAGGAUCUCCGACGUUUCCUUCUGUUUGUUACAAACACUGCUGCAAACUUCUUAAACUAUAUUAAUUGUUAAAAUAUAAAACCUUUAAAUGUGUGAGCGUGCCGGCGACUACUGCUUUAGAGUCUAGAGUAUUGAGGAUGAUGCCUCUGUGCGAGGUCUAGUUCAUAAUGGUAGAACACGAAGCCAAUUCGAAAACAAUAUUCUUUUGAUUCUUAAUUAUAUACUUGAAUUAAUUAUUUUUUACUCCAAAAUUCAAGAUAAAAAAUGUGCUUUUAAUUUGUUUUAUUUUUUAUUUUUUAUUCAGCUUUGGGGAAUAAACUUUUUUAUAUUUUGGACAAAAAAUUGAUUUUCAAUUAAGAUUUUCGGGAUUACUAAAUAAACGAAAGAAUUUACUUUGAUUGGUACACACUUCAGAAUAAUUUUUUUCUAUUACUUUUAAUUGUUAAUUAUCCUAUAUAUUAUGUGGCAGUAAUAAUGUAAUCUUCUAAUAUUUGAAGUUUUUUAUUUGGUGCAAUUGCAGAUUUUUUACGCAAAUUGGAACGAAAGGGUUUUUGUUACUUGCGAUGGAAAUUUUUUAUUGAGAACCUAAUACAAUACAUAUUUUAAUCUUUGUACGAUUGAGCUUCCAUAACUCGCACUCUUGAAUUGACAGUAGAAGCCAAAUCUUUAUAUAUAUAAAUCUUCUGACCGUGUGUUUGUAAUUGAACUGUUCCCAAACGUCUGGACCGAUUUUGAUGAAAUUUUUUGUGUGUUUUAAGGAGAUUCGAGGAUGGUUUAGAUUCACAAUUUGGUCCACUGGAAAAUGUUUUAUUAAGUUAAUUUUUCAUUUGUAAUUAAUUGCUAAUUUUGAAAUGUUUUACAUUGGAUCCGAUAGAUUACGCUACCAUCGCAGUAUCCAAUAUUCAAACCUUAAAUUGCCGUAAACGUGCAGUAAACAAAACGAUGCCAAAGUAAAAGGCGACAUCUGUAGACAAGUUUUCAUAAUGUGGACAGAGGUGUUCGUUCUUAACCUUCAAGCGGGCGCGCGGUCAUUUGUAACGGGAGCGGGCGCGCGUAACCGAAAAGACGUUUGAGAUGAAUAAAAGAAAUAAAGCACAAAUUAUUCAGUAAUUAUUUAUUUAUUUUUACUUAGAUAUAUUAUCAUUGUCCUUAAAGUCUAUUUUGUCAAAAAAAGUAAUUACAAUUAUUAAAAAUGUAAGUAAUAAAUUGGGUGAUUCAAUACAUCUAUGGGUAGAUAUAACAUUUUUUUCAUACCUGCUAACUAUUGGAGGGGGUAUCUUGACAGGCAAUUUAAAAUUGCAAAAGAUCUGGCAUAAAAAAAGCGGCAUAACUGAAGUGUUUAUAAAAAGGUUUAUUCAAAUUUGGGAUAUACAGAAAUAUUUUCAAACAUUGCACAGAGUAAUGCAAUAUUUGAACGGGAACGACGAAGUACAUAUGUAUGUAUAUGCGUACAAUUUCAAACUGAAAAAUAAUAAAAUUACUUAAUAUUGGGAAUGGUAGAAUAGAACUGCAAUCAAAUGCAAUGAAUUAAAUAUACCACGGGUAUCCCAGAAGACUGACCCCAUAACCUUGCCAGCUGAUUUUUUUGUCUUUCCACGCUUGAGAACCGUUUCUUAAUAUACCACUAGUCUGACAAUCGAUUGGACUCGAUUGAUUUCACUGAUGUACAGCCCAAAUUCAAUAGUAUUUUUUCCCCAAAACCCAAUUCUUUCUUAACGCACGAAAUGCUUUUUGAUUAUUUUUUUUGUAAACUAACACAAGUUGCCUCACCAAAAAUGCGAUUAUUCCUUAACUAAUACUUAUAAUCUAACUAACCUCCUAAUUAGUAGUACUACCUAUGUAUCAGCCACCCGCCCACGGGUCCUCUAGUUUCAUAUAAAAUUCUCUCCAUAAUUCAAAGUCUGUCUUAUCCGAAGUUUUUUUUUAGGAUUAUGGUGAUUCGGGUUAGGAAAGUCUUUGUAUAUUAAUUUUUCCGGAUAUAUUAGGCUUGCUUCUCCAGAGAUGGUUUUACUUGAGACCACACUUGCCAAUAUUCCAAGUUUUCUCAAAGUUUUCAAUUUUCUGUUGAUUGGUACAUAGCCAAUUUACAGUUACACUGUCCAUUUCAAAAAAAUACUAUUAAGAGGUCCAUUAAAAAAAAUGCAAGGUGCGUUCCAAAGUAAACAGGACUUAAAAAAACAGAACAAAUGGUUAUUUCGGCAAAAUCAAUUUCUUUUAUUCAAAAUAGUCUCCUUCUGCUUCAACACUGGUUUUUGCACGGUCCAAAAACAUGUCGAACGAGUGUUUUAGCUCGUUGGCUGGUAUGGCUGCCAGUAUGCCGGUGCAAGACUUUUGAAUGGCCUCUACGUCUGCAUAACGCUAUUCUUUCAUAGGCAAAUGCAUUUUUCCGAAAAGGAAGAAAUCGCACGGUGUCAUAUCAAGUGAUCAGGAGGGAGUGGUUAAUGGUUAAAAUGUGAUUUUUGGUCAAAUAAUCGUCCUUCGAAUGUUGGAUUCCUUCCUACCACACACCUUUCGUAAGACCAAAUGUUCGAUCAAAAUGCGAAAAAUCGAUGUUUAAUUCCAUUUCCAUGAAUUUCAAUGAUAAUUUCGGUUGAUUUUUGACGAAUUCGCGCACAGUUUCGAUGGAAUUUCCGGUGAUCACGGAUUGAUUGGCCCACAUGUUGAUCGUCAUUUAUGUCCUCACGACCACUUUGAAAACGUUGAAACCACUCGUGCACUCUGCUAUGGGAUAGGCAAUCAUGGCAAUAAACUUGUUUCAUUAAUUGAAACGUUUCGAUACAAAUUUUACUCAUUUUAAAACAAAAUUUAAUGUCGGCUUUUUGUUCGAAGCUCAUUUUCGCACCGAUAACACAAACGUACUAGGGCAAUUCAGAAUCUGGCGCAAAUGGUCUUGCAUCUUUGCAAUUGCAAAUUAGCGAGCAUAUUUUUGCUUGUACACUAACAAAAUAUAAAGCGAUGCACCUGCAACACCCUUGCAAAUAAGCAACACUAAAACGCCAUUGUAUUAUUUGCAACACUGGUUUGUAAAUUAUCAGCUGCUGUCAAAAAUAAAAAUAUUGUAAACAAAAAGAAGAAAUGGAGAAUUUUUUUUAAAUUUUAUAAAUUAAAAAUCAAGAAAUUUUAAAUUUGUGCUAUAUGCCGCAUAAAAAUAUUUCUUACGUUCAAUGUCCAUAAUUUCUUCUGCAGCUUCAUCAAAUAAAGCGUCAGUCAAUUUUUCCCUAAAACUUUUUUUCGGCAUAUUUUCCAAUUUGAGCGAAAAGUUUGGUAUGCAAACAAUGUUUUUCUUCACCGAUCAGCUGUAAAUUAAUGGUCUUUGCAAGGGUUGCACAAAAACCUACUUCACUUCCAAUCGAUGAAAUGUCAUGAAGUUCUCAUUAGAUAGUAGAUUCUAACACACCAGUCGACAUAUAGAUGGCGGCACCAGGGGGCACUAGAUUCAAAAAGUCCUGUUUACUAUGGAACCCAUCUUGUAUUAUAGACAGGUCUGUCAAACUUUCUGUUGAUUGGUACACAGCCAAAUUAACACUUACACUGUCUAUUUAAAAAAAAUACUAUAAAGAGGGUGCAUUUUUAAGUUGUUUCGAUUUCCGAAAAUAUAUAGACGGAAAAAAAUCAUUCAAAAAUUUUUAUUAAAAAACAAUUACCUAAACUAUUUUACUUUUAAUCUGAGAGUGGACAGAGUCGAAUGUUUGAACAAAACAAUUCAAAACUGGUGCAAUAACAGUUCCUUGCUACAGUUAAAACAUACGUACUUGUAUAAUAUGUACAUCAGCCAUCUCUUACAAUAUAUUAUAUUUGGGAAAUAUGUCAAUAUUUAUGUGUAAUCAAAAACAUGUAGUAGACAAAACCAAUAAAUCAAUAACAACAUAGUUCACUUUGAUUUAGAUAUGAUAAGUGGAAAGGAUCUCUAAUAACAAAAAUUAAAGGAGUAUAAAGAAGAGGAGGAGUUGUAAAUGUGAAAUUGAAAAUGAAGAAUACCAAUGUAAAUGACAACAAUUUAGUUAAUGUACAUAACAAAAGAACUGUAAAACAUAAUACAUACAAAUAUUGAGAUUAUCUGAAGAAAUCUAAAAGCUUAAAAAUUAAAGUAAGCUUUCUCAAGCUUAUCGCUUACACAUUUCAUUGGAAACACGCUCGCCAUAUUAUCCAAAUAAAAACCAAUUUUAUAUCCUUUACUAUGUUAGAUGAACUUGAACGAAUUAUGAAAACAUUUUGUUUUAGCUAUAACACUUACUAUUGUAUAUGUUUAUUUGGUAUAAUGCUAACCUAGACUAAUUAAAGAAGAAUAAUAUGCCCAUCAGUUAUUCUGCAGUUCAAGAUCAGCAGGUUCCGAAGAAUAUAGUGUGUAAGUUUCAACCACCAUUAAUUAAUGGACUUACGUAGCAAACCGAAGAAUAUACGCAUGAGCAAGUGAAGCGAAGUAUUUAAUUGCGUCACAUCCGAGUAUGCACUUGAAUAGGUUUAAAUGAAACUUCUUUUUCUUUAGCAAGCCAGUCCUUGGGUGGACCAUUACUUCGCAAAGUUUAAAUGAAACAAGGCUAUUAUUAAUGAAAGGCUACAAGCAAUCUAAAGGUGGUUGCUAUUCUUGGAGUUGGUGUACUCGCAACAUGCACUUUGUCGCAUAAAUUUAAAAAAAAUGCAACAUGAUCAAAUAUCCGCGUGUUAGUUGCGUAAACGAAGGGGUUCAUCGCACAAGAGCUUGCAACAUAAAUUAUACAUAUGUAUAUGUACAUAUGUUCAACUCAACCAUCAAAGUUAUGUUAUGUAUUUUUUACAUACCAAAAACAAUUACAUAUAUGUGCAUUGUUUCUGCCUUUAAAGUUUUCUUCUAUAUACAUAUUAAUGUAUACAUGUAUAAUGUAUUCAUAAUAAAUGCACUUGUUUCAUCCGUUAGCUAACCAAAUUAAAGUUAUGAAUCUUUCAUAUAUAUGUAGAUAUAAGUAAAAUACAUAUGACUAUUUUAAAAGAUAAAGAACGAUUACUAAACUAUUACCAACUUUUCUAUAUAAUUUAUUUAUUAAUUUUAUAUUGAAAAACUGCAAUAUAAUAUAACUAAUACUGUCUUAAGUAUAAUCUUAAUAUUGCAAGAACCUUUUAGUGCACAAAUAACUCCUGAUAAUUAUAGUACGGUACAUUCGAAUGCGAUUUUAUAUAACAAUUUCAUAUUACUAAUCAUCUUACAAUCUGUGCAAAAUAAAAUAUCGUUUUAUGUUUAGGAAAUUUGACGACACAUCGUAUCGUAUUCCUCUUCUCUUUAGUUAGGGCUUGCUAAGUUUAUCAUAACGACUAUUUUUCUUAGUAAAUCUAUUUUUUGCAUGAUAUUUCUAAUACAGUGACAUCUUCUAUUUGUUUGGCUAUAGCUGCAUUCAAACUACGUAAUAGGUCUCAUUCGAGACACUUUUGAAAUGCUCUCACUUCGUGGCACCUCUUCCCGUUGCAUCCUUUAUAUUUUUUAUCCAUUGUAAGUCGCAAAGAAAUCCAAAAAUUUCUGCUGCAUACACUUCCAGGAUUAUACUACACAUGUUUUCCAACACAUUCCCUCAAAGAACGUAUCUUUUUCUUUUCUCGCCGGAAAAAUCGGGCUCCAAAUCAAGCCGGGUCUAUACUAAUAGUUGGGUAACAGGUGAAUUUAAUUUUUCGCUGAAAAUAAAAAUUGUCGGAAUGUAUUUUAUUACAAUAUAUUUAAGUGAAUAUAUUAAUUAAUAUAUAGUGUAAAAUUAGUAAAUACCACUUUACUUACGGGGCAUCUCGACAGGCAAAAAUUUAUUGUAUACUAACCAGAGAACGCACUUAUAUUUGUAGAGAAGGUUCAACAGCGGACAAGCGUGUGAACUGUCAAAAGCUAACAAAAUGUACAUUAAUCGGACAUUUUAUCAUUCAAAACUUACAUAUAUGCACAUGUAUCAUGACCAUAUGUGUUUAUGUUCGCUUUCGCGAAUUCAAAUCAUAUUAUCACUUAUCAAUAAUAUAACAUGUGCGCGCUGCUCAUACAGAGAACUUAAAAGUAUAGAGAGACACUUAUAUGUAAAUAUGUAUAUUUGUAUACACUUCCCUCGCUUCAUUCAUAUAAACAGACGCCGUAACAUCUCCCCGAGCAUGCCUUUGCCUACAAGCGUCUUUUCGCGACGAUGGCAAAAGCUAAAAAUCAUAAAUUGAACAACUUUCUGAUGCUUCUUCACAGAAAGAAGUCAGAAAAGUGGCAACAAUGGAGUUGUCGAUUUAUAAUAUUCAAUUCUAAAAUAUUUUUCCGUAGCUCGCAAAAAUCAGCGUCGUUAUGUUUGCAAGUUCAUACAUAUGCAUUCAUAUUUACGCUAGUUCGUAGGCGAAGCUGUUGCAGCGGCAAGGGAAGCGGUAACAAUCGGCGAUCGUUUGUUAGUUUCUUUCGCGUCUCGUCGCGUCAAUGCUUCGACAGAUUGAUGUGCUGAACACAUAGAACGCGACAGACUGCAAGCGCCAUCUGAAUCUGAUAUUGAAAUAUACACAUUCUUAAGGACACAGUUAUUUAGACAGCUGCACAACUACAUAACUGUGUCCAUAAGAACGUGUGUAUUUUAAUAUUUGACAGAUGUCGCUUGCAGUCUGCCCCGCUCUAUGUGUUCCGGGCGUGACUCUUUGAGUUUCGGCCAUUGAUUGUCCGUGACAAUGGAGAUGCGAAAGAUGCGUGCGACACUUGUUAUUAUGAAUGUAUGUACAUACAUAUGUACAUAUGUGGCUCGCAUUUGCUUUCGUAAACAUACAAAUGUGCCAAAGAAAUAAUAUAUAUACAUACAUAUGUGUAUGCCAUAGAAAUUCUAUUGGUACAAAUAUGGAAAUGAUCACAAAAUAAUGCGAAUAUGCAUAUUUCAUGAAGGUCAUCAAUUCUCUUUGAAGAAAUGAAGUUCAUUUUGCACAUCUGCACUUUGUAAUAGUCGAAAUAAAUAUUAAUUUAUUUAAAAAUUAAAAAAUAAAAAUAAAGAGAAAUAAAAUUAAAAUAAUUUUUCAUAAUUUUUCCCGAUUUACAUAUGUAUACAUAUGGGCAAAUGUGUGACCGCUUGGUCUUUUAACAUGAUAUCAAAACGAUUAAUGACCAAAGCAAAUAUAUACUAUACAUAUUUAUGUAUAUAUGUAAAUAUAUGUCGUAUCAAACCUAAGUAUAUAAAAUGCAUAUUUAGGUAAUAAUAGAAAUCUUAUUGAGUUAUAUACAUAUUUGCAAAGUUUUUAUUGAAUUCAUCAUAAAAUAGGUAAAUUUUAAUAUAACUAUGUACAUACUUGUGUACUUAGUAUAUUUGAUACCAAAUAUAUACGGAUCAUAAUUAUAUAAAUUAUAUGCCGAGUCGGUUGCGCAUAGGAAAUAAACGUAUCUGUAGGCAUAAAUUUGUUUACAUUGGAAUUAGCGUUAUGUUUCUCAUUUAACACUGAAAAUGCAAUUCUGCUAUUUUCGUGGUGAAAAUCGCUUAUAAUUUGUCUGUGGUGAAACUGGACCAUCGCGACGGAGUCUUUUUGCGAUCUCCGCGCCGUGAACCUUCUCUAUGAUAGACGUUCUCUGCUAUAAAUAUACGUUCUCUGUACUACCUGUAUUGCUGUGCAUAUUGCCUGUGGAGACUCUACAUAUAUUGCCUUUGGAAUACAAUAUUUUGAAUACUAAUUAGUAUGCCAUAUAUUCAGAAUGAACUUUCACUUCAGCAGUUUGACAGCGCAGAUUUCAUUUCUAUCAAAAUUUCGAAGAGGCAACAUACCCCAUUUACAUAUACAUAUACUGAUGGCAUUUUCGUUUCGGUAAUAUUGAAUUUAGUAGAGCGAGUAUUAAGACGGUUCUGUUAUAUUAUAGAAAUAAAGGACAUUUUCAAAAUAAUUUAAUAUACAAUAUAUUUCCAAAAAAUUAAUUUUUCGUUUAAUAUUGUUAAUUUGCGGAGAAAUUAUACAAAAUAUAUUGACGAAUGAGCAAAGUCUUACAUUUAAUAAACUUAUGCAGGGAUAAAUCAAAACUCAUUGCUUAUAUUAAAUUUAUUAUUUUAAUUGGUAUAUAACAUUUAUGCUACAAUUAUUGUAGUCCGAAAAUAUGAAAUCCUUUUUUAAUAAAUAUCUUUGCAGAAAACAGUAUAUUUCUCUUUUUUUACUUUCAAUAUAAAUUUUUUUCAUCCAUAUAAAAAUUUAAACAGUUCAAGAGCUCAAAACAUACGGUACAUCGGCUCGGACCUACCUACCUGACGCCUUUUCGCAAAUAAUAAUGCUUUGAUAACAAAUACCCACAUAAGAUAAAUAAUCGAGGAUUGCGCCGCGACCUAGGGUCUAUUGUGCCCUCUCCCUACUCACAGCGUCUCAACCAGCCCCAACAAAUGGAUGAAUUCCAAUAUAUUGAAAUGCCCACAUACAGAUUUGGCAAUGGCAAUGGCAAUAUAUUUGACAGUUAGUAUGCAAUAAACUUUAGCCUGUCGAGAUGCCCCGUUACCUAUUUUCUUCCAUUAUUGGCCCGCAGUACACAAAUUCUUUAUGCACAAUGACGACAUUUGGCACGUAUCAAAUGUCAAAUUUUUUAUCGCUAGAACGUCUGACAUUUGCCCGUGUUGCCAAGGACAGCAGUUUAACAAUUAAUUAUGCUGUGUAGUCGACGCUUCGUUGUUGAUACUAUUCUGAUGUGUUGCCUGUUUUGCCAAAAAAAUAUUCUGAUAUGAAGCAAAACGAAACUUCAUCAAAUUAUCGAUAAAAUUAAGUGAAGUUUUUUAUUAAUUAAUAAAAAAAAGAAGUCUCAUGUGUCGAUUGCCUGGCGCGUUUGCCUUCGCAACUGAAAUUCUACGAGUCACCUUCGCUCUCUUUCCAUGUAGGACGUCCAAAGGAGACUGAAUUGAGAGCCGACUCCCAUAACUUCAACAAAUUCAUCAAAAUACAUACUCACCGUUCCUUCCUGUUAAUUUGUUCCGCUCUUUUGUCCGCUUGUAUAAAGCCAAUUUAUUUAGUUCUUUGGAUUAAAUAUUUUAAAACUACAACUUCGGGAUUCAUGGGAUCUAGCAAUUUACAACAAAUAAAUAUUUCUUCUUUAUGCCGACUGGAAAUUCAGCCUACAUACAUAAAUAGAAAGAUAUUCAAAUCUAAAAACAAAAUUUUUGCUCUUAUGGACUCAACCUUGGUAUUGUGCUAGAAAUUAUGAAAGUAGAUGAAUACCUAUUGAAUGGAAAACUGGAUCGAACCACGUCAAGUGGUCCAUGAAAAAUUCGCAAAAUCACGGAUUUUGAAAAUUAGCAGUUCAUUAUGAACGGGAUAAGACGCAUACCCCGUGAAAUAAAUAUUUCGUAUAAAUUCUAUUUCUUUUAAGUUAUUGAAGGUUGAAAGUUAUGCUCUUUAAAAUUGUAAAAUUAUUUUCUCAUAAACUACUAGACAUAAAUCGAUGAAAUUUUGUGAAGUCAAAGAAAAAUGUUCGUGCUACAUUAUAAACAAGUGUGUGCCACAACGUGGAAAAUAUUCACCUUUUACAAAACUUUUUACUUAGUUUCAUAGAUAGACCUAAGGUGAAUAUUUUCCGCGUUGUGUCACAUUCUUUCCAGUUUAUUUUUUAGCGUGAAGAACACGUGAAAAUUUUCAAUUGUUUAACAAAAAAUUAUAUAAAAUAUUAUUAUUUAACAAAUGGAUCGUAAAAAGAUAUCUAUCAUGUAACACGAACAUUUUUCUUUGACUUCACAAAAAUUCAUCGAUUUGUUUCUAGUAGUUUAUGAGAAAAUAAUUUUAAAAUGUUAUAGUGCACUAAAUUUUAACCUUCAAUAACUUUUUCAAAAAAUUGAAUUUUGACGAAAAAUUUAUAUCACGGGGGACCACUUGACGUGGGUUCAAGAAUGAUAGAAUACAAGAUUACGACGACCGCCAUUACGAAACGUCAUAGUUCCGUGUUGAGAAGAACAAGAGUGAAAAACUGUCAAAUGGCUUGCAAAUUGUAAACAGAAAAGUAAACACUUUUGUAAAUUCGCAAAAUAUUAUUAAUUCUUUCGAUUUUAAUGAAAAGUUUUAGUGAAGCGAUUGAAUAUUGUUGAGUGAAAAGAUUUGAAUCAUUUCUAAAGAAAUAUAUAGGCCUAUUGAUAAUAAAAUUGUCUAUUAAGUUGUGAUUCAAAUGGAGAAGACGUUUCUUGUGUUGUAUAUAAAUAUAUACAUAUAUUAUAAGUUCAGAUGUAUGAAAUUAUGAUAAAAGAAUUGUGAAAUUAUAUUGAAGAUAUAUUUGUAACAUAUUUUUAACCUAUCGUCAACUAAUUCCAAAUAAAGUGAAUGAUUAAAUCAAUUGUGUUUAUGAUAUUUCAGUCUUUCUUUCAGAUAUUUAUAUUAGUAAUAAUUCUAAUAUAAAUAUGAUAAUAAAUUAACUUAAUCUAUAAAACUAAAAAAAUUAAUAUAUUUAUGCUUAGAAAUUUAAAUAAAUACAACAGUACACUUUCACUGGUUUUCUUCAUUUGAACAAUUUCCACACAUGCUACUCUAUUUAUUGCGGAUGUGCCUAAAACUACUUAUAUCUUUUCUCGCAACAAUAUUCUAAACAUUCCACUGAAAUUUUUCCUGCAAAGACGAAUGAUUAAUAUUAUUUUGGGAAUUUCCAAAAGUGUUUACUUUUCUGUUUACAAUUUGUAUGCAUUUCUAUGCUUGUUCUUCUCAACGCAAAACUGUUACGUCACGAAAUUAUUGCAUAAUGUAUUUGUUUUUGUAAGAAUUGUCACGAGCUAAACCGAAAAAAACUAACGGUAAACUAGUGUCGUAAUCUUAUAUUCUAUCAUUCUUGCGUGGGUUGACCCAAAUAUAAGGUUAUAUGAAUCAAUGCAUUUUGUAAGUCUCCAUUUAUUUAGCUUCUUUAACGCUUGACGACAUGUUACUAUUUUUUUUAGUAUAAUAAUGUCUAAUAUAAAAUUCAUUCCCUUUUUCUUUUCUUGGAGCAACGAAAUACACAUUGAACCGUCAGUAAGAAAUAGCUUUUAAAAUUUAUGUUAGUACAUACAAUACAUUUGUCAUUAAGCUUUCGAAAUUGUUAAAUUCAUUAUAUUACAAAUAGCUAUCUCCGAUAAUGUUUUUUUAUACUUAUAUAAAUUUUCUAAAGGAUGUGGAAAUUAAUAUUCAUACAUACUUAACAUACACAUACAUAUGUAAGUGAACAAACAAAUGACACUAUAAUAAAUGGUUAAACAAUCAUAGAAACGCAUAUAAUACAUAAUUAGGAUAGAUUUUGAAUAACCGGACAAAUUAAAAAAAUAAUAUUUGUAGCAAAGAAAAAUAAGAAACCUAAAUGGAAAUAUUUCUGUAAUAUUAAUAAAAAUAAUAAAUUUAUUUGUACUUUUGAAAUUAAACUAUAACGUACCAUAAAAUCUCAAUCGAUAACUCGCACUAUAGUUAAAAACUAAAAACAAUAUGCAUACAUACAUAUACUAGUACAUAUAUACAUGAACUAAAAAAUAAAGUAGAUUGUAUUCAAAAUUAUAUAAAAAUCAAUACUAAAUACAAUUUUCAACAAACUUUAGAAUACUAAAUACUAAAAGAAUAUAAAAAUUUUACAUGUACAUAAGGGUGUACAAUAUUUUUUUAAACUAGCUCUUUAUUUUCAAUUUAAACCGUGCUUAAUCAUUAUUUCUUUUAAAAUUAAAAAAUCUACAAACAAGUCAUAUAAAUUAAAACUCUUUUAACUUCAGAUAUGAACCAAGAAUUCACGUUUAUUUUUCCGAAAUACUAUUGUAAUAUAGCGAUCUUUGCUUCGUUAUUAAGAUUGUAUUUGACAUUUAUAUAACAUUAGAUUUUUUGAUAUUUUGCAUCAAGCAAGUAAAUUUACAAUUUUGAAAAAAUAUAUUUUAUUACAGAAUUUUCUACUCUACAAAAGGUCUGAAUGGUUUUUCAUUACAACAUUAAUUUAAAUGUUAUACGCGGAUAAAGUUUUACAUCCAAUGAACUAAGCAUUCAUGCAAGUGACUUAUGUAUACCUAGUCUCUGCUAUUCAUACGGCAUUGUGUACUACUUGAAUAUGUGUUGUACAUUUGAUGCAUAGCUUUAACAGCGUAUAACUUUUUGUGAAAAAUAUCAUGAACUCAUUUAAAUGAUUCAGAAUGAAAAAUUUUGUAUAAGAAUAUCAUUUUUUCAAAGUAGUAGAUAUAUGUAUAUAUUUGCUUAAAAACAUAGCCAAUUUUGUCGCAAUUAAUAUUUGUAUAGAAGUUGAUUUUUUAAUCCGUUUAUUCUUUUUUACAGCUCUUAUGACUAUUUUUUUUUUACAACUUUGUUUAUCCACGGUGGGAAGGGCUAUAAUUUUGCCGUGAGUUUCGAUUAUUUUUUCGGAAAACUCAAGAGCUUCUAAAUUGUCCAAAAGAAUUUCUACUUCUUGCAUUUUAAACUGGGUACUGCAGGCUCAAGAAUCACCACCUUAAUAUGGUGUUACCGGUUCUCCGAAGUGGACCCGGACAUUUCCAAACACUUGAUUCGAAGCUGUAGACGCAAGGCGUUCUUGGUUCUAAAUGUAUAUCCGAAGAGGGAUCACAUCGCCUCAAUAGCACCCAGCUGCAUAUUGGAAUUUAUCAUAGUAUAGGAAGAGCCCAAUAGGCCUUAGGUCUAUCUAUGGAAUUAAAUAAAAAGUUUUGUGAUUACUUCUGGUAAAAAUUCAUGUUUGGCGAAUUGAGGAACAUAAGUAACAAUAAAUAGCGAAGAACUUAUGGAUAUAUUUCAAAAAUUAGCUUUUUUCCCGAAGGGCAGUAACAGAAAAAAAUAGAGCACGUUCAGAAUGGGAGGGUAAAUACAAAAUAUACGUGAACAUUUUUCGGGUAAAAACUGUAAAUACUCUGUCAAAGAAUUAAAAUAAAAACAAUUCUAUAGUAUUGAGUAGUAGCUAUUUUUUGACAUUUUGACGUGAUAUAGUAAAAUAAACUCAAAGCCGGAUUUUUAUGCGUAAAUCAAAUUCUAGUAUACGAGUACGGUUGAAUAGCGGCUAAUAAUAUGGGUCCACCUCCAUACAUUAAUAUGGUAUUGCAGUUUGUACUACCCAGCACACAUAAUUAAUUUAAAAUAUAUUUGUACUUUGUGUAAGUUGCUUUCAUUUUGGUUAUUGGACGAUUUUUCUAGAAAAUGUAAUACAAUUUUUGAUAAGAACAAGUAUCCAUUAAAGUUUUCAAAACAAACGCUUGAUAGUAAGGUAAUAAUAUAAGAAUGAUAAAUAGUAAAUUGCACAAUGAUAGGCCACAUUUUGGAAUACUUAUAAAAAACAUCUAUACAAAUGCAAACGUUAAAUUCAGCUAAAAUAACUAAAAUACAAAACAAAAAAAAACAUAUUAUAUUCAAUAACUUAAAAAAAUGCUACAAAAUUCAAGUUCAUAUUUUCCUUACACUAUUCUUACCAAAAACUUAAAUUUAAUUACUUAUUAAAAAUUAAUGUAUACUAUAAGAAGUUUAAGCAAAACCAUGCAAAACAAACAUGCACUGCAAAAACAUUAUGAAACUUAUCAAAGUGUUGUGUUUGAUGUAUAACAAAAAAUAAAGUCAAUAAUAAAAUACUAAAAUCAAACAAAAA